Molecule: messenger RNA, 2852 nt
Organism: Phyllostomus discolor (pale spear-nosed bat)
Lineage: Eukaryota; Metazoa; Chordata; Mammalia; Chiroptera; Phyllostomidae
Gene: NAMPT
Product: nicotinamide phosphoribosyltransferase
Exons: 11
Coding region: 318-1793 (491 amino acids)
Biological process (GO): NAD+ biosynthetic process
Molecular function (GO): nicotinamide phosphoribosyltransferase activity
Source: RefSeq, a predicted model, not a curated record
GCCCCCUACGCGCUGCGCAAGCGCGGCCGCGCCCCGCCCCUCGCGUCCCGGACGGGAUAAUGGGGCGGGGGCGGGGAGCAGAGGUGAAGAGGCUAUCCGAGUAUCCAGACUGCGUGUGCGCUAGCCGCCGCCGCUACCGCCCCUGCUGCGUCAGGACUCCUGGGCCGUCCCUCCUCCCCUCUCCGUCUCCCCAUCAUCUCCCCCCGCCCCCGAUCGAGCGGUGACUUAAGCAACGGAGCGCGGAGAAGCCCAUUUUUUUUUCUUUCUCGCAGCGGCGCCGGACAGCCCGCGGCUCGCGGCCCUCACUCCGGCCCGAGAUGAAUGCUGCAGCCGAAGCCGAAUUCAACAUCCUCCUGGCCACAGACUCUUACAAGGUUACUCACUAUAAACAAUACCCUCCCAAUACAAGCAAAGUUUAUUCUUACUUUGAAUGCCGUGAAAAGAAGACUGAAAACUCCAAAAUAAGGAAGGUGAAAUAUGAGGAAACAGUAUUUUAUGGGUUGCAGUACAUUCUUAAUAAGUAUUUAAAAGGUAAAGUAGUGACCAAAGAGAAGAUCCAGGAAGCCAAAGAGGUGUACAAAGAGCAUUUUCAAGAUGAUGUCUUUAAUGAAAAGGGAUGGAACUACAUUCUUGAGAAAUAUGAUGGGCAUCUUCCAAUAGAAGUAAAAGCUGUUCCUGAGGGCUCUGUCAUUCCCAGAGGAAAUGUUCUCUUCACAGUGGAAAACACAGAUCCAGAGUGUUAUUGGCUUACAAAUUGGAUUGAGACCAUUCUUGUUCAGUCCUGGUAUCCAAUCACUGUGGCCACAAAUUCUAGAGAGCAGAAGAAAAUACUGGCCAAAUAUUUGUUAGAAACAUCUGGUAACUUAGAUGGUCUGGAAUACAAGUUGCAUGAUUUUGGCUACAGAGGAGUCUCUUCCCAAGAGACUGCUGGCAUAGGAGCGUCUGCUCAUUUGGUUAACUUCAAAGGAACAGAUACAGUAGCAGGAAUUGCUUUAAUUAAAAAAUACUAUGGAACAAAAGAUCCUGUUCCAGGCUACUCUGUUCCCGCAGCAGAACACAGUACCAUAACAGCUUGGGGGAAAGACCAUGAAAAAGAUGCUUUUGAACAUAUAGUAACACAGUUUUCAUCAGUGCCUGUAUCUGUGGUCAGCGAUAGCUAUGAUAUUUAUAAUGCGUGUGAGAAAAUAUGGGGUGAAGAUCUAAGACAUUUAAUAGUAUCAAGAAGUACAGAAGCACCACUAAUAAUCAGACCCGAUUCUGGAAAUCCUCUUGACACUGUAUUAAAGGUUUUGGAUAUUUUGGGUAAAAAGUUCCCUGUUACUGAGAACUCAAAGGGCUACAAGCUGCUACCACCUUAUCUUCGAGUUAUUCAAGGGGAUGGAGUAGAUAUUAAUACUUUACAAGAGAUUGUAGAAGGCAUGAAACAAAAAAAAUGGAGUAUUGAAAAUGUUUCUUUCGGUUCUGGUGGAGCUUUGCUGCAGAAAUUAACAAGGGACCUCUUGAAUUGUUCCUUCAAAUGUAGUUACGUUAUAACCAAUGGCCUUGGGAUUAAUGUCUUCAAGGACCCAGUUGCUGAUCCCAACAAAAGGUCCAAAAAGGGCCGAUUAUCUUUACAUAGGACACCAGCAGGGAAUUUUGUUACACUAGAGGAAGGAAAAGGAGACCUUGAGGAAUAUGGUCAUGAUCUUCUCCAUACUGUCUUCAAGAAUGGGAAGGUGACAAAAAGCUAUUCAUUUGAUGAAGUAAGAAAAAAUGCAAAGCUGAAUAUUGAACUGGAAGCAACACCUCAUUAGACUUUGUUUUCUGACUGCGUGAGUGUUCUUGCCUGUGUGUGCGAAUGUGUGAUACAUAACACAUUGUACAGAUGUGUGGGGUUUCUUUAUUUUAUGAUACAUUACAGCCAAAUUAUUUGUUGGUUUAUGGACAUACUGCCCUUUAAUUUUUUUCGUUUUUUCCAGUGUUUAGGUGAUCUCAAAUUAGUAAAUGCACUUGACCAUGUAAAAGAUCAAUGCUCAAGUAAGCUUUUUAGGCCCUUUGCCAAUAGAUAGUAAUUUAAUCUGGUAUUGAUCUUUUCUCAAAUAACAGAACUGAGAAACUUUUAUAUAUAACUAAAGAUCACAUAAAACAGAUUUGCAUAAAAUUAUCAUGAUUGCUUUAUGUUUAUAUUUAACUUGUAUUUUUGUACAAACAAGAUUGUGUACGAUAUAUUUAAAGUUUCAGUGAUUUAACACUUUCCAACUUUUCAUGAUUUUUAUGAGCACAGACUUUCAAGAAAAUACUUGAAAAUAAUUUACAUUGCCUUUUGUCCAUUAAUCAGCAAAUAAAACAUGGCCUUAACAAAGUUGUUUGUGUUAUGUACAAUUUGAAAAUUAUGUCGGGACAUACCCUAUAGAAUUACUAAUUUCACUGCCCCUUGUAGAAUAUGUAUUAAUCAUUCUACAUUAAAGAAAAUAAUGGUUCUUACUGGAAUGUCUAGGCACUGUACAGUGAUUAUAUACGUUGGUCAUUGUAUUGUACCAGUGAAAUGCCAAAUCUGAAAGGCCUGUACUGCAGUUUUAUAUGUCAGAUAUUGCCUGUGGCUAUAAUAUUCACCUCAAGAUUUUAAGGAGAUAAUGUUUUUAGAAAGAAUUUCUGCUUCCACUAUAGAAUAUAUACAUAAAUGUAAAAUACUGACAAAAAUGGAAGUAGUGUAUUUUAAAGUAAUUACACGUCUGAGUUUAUUUUUCCUAUUCUAUGGUUAAUAUGACUUAAUACUGGAAUGGGUAGUCAGUGUACUUAUUAUUUUAAAUUUUUUGAUUCUGUUAUAUUUUUCAUUAAGUUUUUUAAAAAAUUAAAUUGAAUAUUAAAUUGUA